Rhododendron vialii is the source of this 1859-nucleotide messenger RNA. RefSeq names its product 7-deoxyloganetin glucosyltransferase-like. The coding region runs from base 31 to 1692 and encodes 553 amino acids. Lineage: Eukaryota; Viridiplantae; Streptophyta; Magnoliopsida; Ericales; Ericaceae. Gene Ontology annotation, molecular function: UDP-glycosyltransferase activity. The record is from RefSeq and is a predicted model, not a curated record. The transcript is spliced from 2 exons.
ACUUGGCUACCACUCCUUCCACUCUCCCCCAUGCCACCUAUGUUGACCAAGACCACCUCCUUCUCCUCUCUGCCGUCUCUCUGUUUUUCUCUCUCUACCCGAUUCUCUCUCUCCUAUUUUUGCUUGGCCUCCGCUCCUCUUCCCUCCUAUAAAUACCCACCGGUUCAAAAAAGAGAUCCAAUAUAUCUGGACCCUAGCCAAUUAGAGAGAGAGAGAGAGAGAGAGAGAGAGAGAGAGAGAGAGAGCGCAAUGGCGAAACCACAUGCAGUGAUAGUGCCAUACGAAGCACAAGGCCACAUGAACCCAAUGCUCAAAGUGGCCAAACUCCUCUACCAAAAGGGCUUCUACAUAACCUUCGUCAUCAACGAAUCGAACAAGCAGCGGCUCCUCCACGCCCGCGGCCCCGCCGCCCUCGAUGGCCUCCCCAGCUUCCGCUUCGCUGCCAUCUCCGAGGGCCUCCCGGUCCCCGAAGAAGGCACAAUCCAGGACCCAUUCGCCCAAUGCGAAGCCCUCUCGAGGGACACACCACUACCCUUUUUUAAACAGCUGGUCCACGAUCUAAGAUCGUCAGCCGACGUGCCUCCGAUCACGUGCAUAGUAUGCGAUGGACUCAUGACUUUUCCUCUUAAGGUCGCGAAAGAGCUGGAUGUCCCCUGUGCGCUUUUCUGGACCCCGAGUGCUUGUGGGUUCUUGGGCUACUCUUAUUGUCGUAAACUCGUGGAAAAGGGUCUCACGCCAUUUAAAGAUGAGAGUUGUUUAACGAAUGGAUAUCUAGACACUGUUAUAGAAUUUUUACCGGCUAUGGAAGGUAUACGUUUGCGAGAUCUCCCAAGUGUGGUUAGAACCGCUAACCCGGAUGAUUUUUGGCUUAACUUCUCCAUUAACGAGACUGACAAAGCUUGUAAAGGUUCUGCAAUAUUUAUCAACACGAUCGUCGACUUGGAGCGUGGAGCUCUUGACGCGCUUUCGAAGAUGUUUCCUCCAGUAUAUGCAAUAGGCCCUCUUCAGUUACUUGAGAAGAAUCAAAUCCCCCAGAACAGUGAAUUGGAAUCCAUCGCAGUGAAUCUAUGGAAAGAGGAUUUAGAAUGUUUGGAUUGGCUCGAUAAGAAAGAACCCAAGUCAGUUAUUUAUGUUAAUUUUGGCAGCAUGGCUCGGGUGACAGCUCAAGAAUUGCUUGAAUUUGGAUGGGGACUUGCCAACAGCAACCAAAAUUUUAUGUGGGUUAUUAGACCCGAUUUGGUGUUGGGUGAAUCCGCAGCGUUUCCACCUGAAUUUGAGGCUGAAAUCAAAGAAAGGGGUUUGUUGUUAACUUGGGUUGCUCAGGAGAAAAUCCUCUGUCAUCCGUCGGUUGGAGGGUUCUUGACCCAUUGUGGUUGGAAUUCUCUUCUUGAAAGUAUUGUUGGUGGUGUGCCGAUGAUAUGUUGGAGUUUUGGCGGAGAACAGACCACCAACUGUUGGUUCGCUUGCAAGCAUUGGGGACUGGGCUUGGAGAUAACUGAAGUUAAGAGGGCGGAAGUGGAGAGGCUCGUGAGAGAGCUUAUGGUUGGAGAGAGUGGUAAAAAGAUGAAGUCAAAAGCCAUGGAAUGGAAGAAGGUUGUUGAAGAUGCUGUUACUGCUCCAGCCGGAUCAUCUUACAUGAAUUUCGACAACUUGGUUAACGAGGUGCUCCUCUCCAAAUUCCAAAGCCGUUAAAGCUUGCCAUAUUAUAGGCAUUUCCCAUAUCUGCAGAUUCGGCACCUAUUGCUCGAGGCUUUUCUGAUUCUGCCUAGUUAUUAGUAUCUAAUUGCUGUAAAAUGUCAAUGUGCUAUUUUUGUUAAGAGAAAAAGUCUGAAAAAUAAAGGUGGUGAAGUUUUUAUCUU